UUCAGACCUAAUGAGUGAAACUCCAGAUGUGCAAGUUGAAAAGAGUUCCUCCGACAAUCUCGCGCUGGAAGAGGAGUCGGAUGAAGAAAUUGAUACUUUUGUUACGAAAUGUGGCGGUAUUGAAUCAGCCUCGAUAACUAUAUCGCUUUCCGAAAGUAGCAGCUUCGAUACCAAAGAAGAAGCUGAGAGCCAGGUGACCGCAAGAGCAAAUGGUAAUGAAUUGAAUGUGUUAGAAGAGCAGGCGUCACAAGUAUCAGAAAAAGAGAGUUAUACGAGCUGUGAGAUAAUGAAAUGCAGUUAUGAAUCCAAACUCGAAGAACUUAAUAACUCAUUGGUGCUUCUUAAUGCCAAAAUUGUACAGAAAGAAGAGGAGCUGGCGCUGUGGAAGAAGAAAUUCGAAGAUAAAUGCAUCGAAUCUAAAAUUGCGUCCCAGAAAAUUCAGGGUGACCUCACGGCUCGUCUUGAGAAAGCCUUACGGAUGUUGGAAGCAGUAAAAAAUGAAAAAGAAGCAGCAGUUAUGAAGUACGUAGUCGUUGAGCAAGAAAUUGCUACAAAAGAGAAAGCCGCAGAAAUGAGCGAGAAGCGCCGUCAAUAUUGUGAAAAGGAAGCAGCGCAAGCAAUGGAAAAAGCAAAACAGAUGCAGAGCGAAAGAACCAAAUUUAGACAGCUUGUUGAAGAUAAAGAGAACGAAUUAAUUUAUGCCCGUAAAGAGAAUGACAAAUUGAAAUGCGAUAACGCCACAUUAAUUCAAAAACUGAAAGGUCUGGAAAAUCGUCUUCAAAAAGAAGUAGAUUCACACGCAGAGACACAGUCAAAGGUAGCAAUUCUGAAUCAGAAACUGAAAGAAAUGAAAGAAGAGUUUGACGUCAUCAAGAAGCAUAGCCAGGACUUAGUGAAGGCUUAUAAAAGUUUGGAGAUAGACAAAAAUGAUACCGACGAUAGUAUCAAAAGCUGUGCCAGCAGUGAAAGUGACAUUUCUUCCAUGGACGAAAACACACCGAGCAUACACCGAAGUAAUCAGUCACUGAAAGAUGACACAAUCUCAAGCAAACUAGUGAAUCUUGGCCAGCUGAAGGACUUUGAAUUCCUCAAGCGUAUGCAACAGUGUUCCAUGGUGGAGAUUACGUCUUUGAGGGAUCAGUUGUCCCAGACUAAGAAGGACUCCUCUGCUCUGCAGAUGUGCUUGCGAGAAAAAACAGAAGAGUUGAUGGUGAAGGAUGCGGAGUUGAGUAGUCUGAAGAGUAGAGUGGACGCGUAUGCAGUGUUGGAGGGGGAGGCGGAGAGUGAGAGGAGGCGGAGGGAAGAGGUCGAACAGAAGAGGACCAGGGAACAGGCACUUGUGAAUGAGUGCGAGGAGAGAAUCAACCAGUACCAGAGUAGAGAAAGAGCGAAUCUGGAAUACACUUCAAAGCUCACCAACAAAAUCACAGAACUUCAAUUGGAAGUUCAAGAAAAGUUGAAACAGUCCGAAAGUAUGCAGCAAGAAAUUGAUCAUCUCAAAAAGCAAAUCUCUGAAGCCAAAUUAUCAACUGCUGCUGAAUGUGGCGAGAAAAUUUUCGACGAAAAGCGAAAAAGAGAAGAAGAAGGUGAAAAGAUGGCCAAACUUGUUGAUGAAAAAGAAACGAAAAUAAAGCAACUUCUUGUUGAUUUCGAAGAAAAAGAGAAUAAAUGGAAUAUCGAAAAACGUAAAUUUGAGGCUCUAUUGAGAGAUUCAAACAGGCAGCUCCAGAGUAUGAAAAAGUUGAAGGAAUCAGUCGAAUCAGAAUUAACAGUGGUCAACGAUAUUUUGAAACGAAGUUCAGAAAAUAGUUCGCCCAGACAUAGUAAAAGAAAUAGUAGAGUUGAAGACGAUGGAAGACGGAGUACGACAAGUGAGUUGAUCAUAGGGGACAACUGUGAUAGUAGUAUGUGGGAAUCCAGUUGCAAUACAACGGGCAUGACGAGGCCUGUGAAUGGAGCUAGGAAAAGUAACACAGGGUCCCCGAGGAAACAAAUGUCAGGUCCUCAAGGUCACCAGCAGGGGGGUUCGUUUGCGGCGGCGGCAGCGGACGAGUCUUCUUCUCUCAUGUGUGCCAGUGUGCAGAUCACGCAGCCUUUCAAAGGCGGAGUAGUACAGAGCAAUGUGGGGGAGAUGAAUAUGUGGACUGACAAAUAUCCUGGUCUAGACAAAAACAGUGUAGUGGAAAAACUGAUCAAAACUCAAAAACAGCAGAAGAAACUGAUCGAAAAGUCAGAAGUGAUGGAGGAUCAAGUGUUCCAUCUAACCGAAGAGCUCAAAAAGAAGAACAGAAUCAUCCAAUAUUACGUUUUAAGGGAAGAAACAGGAACGUUAGGUACCGCAUCAGGGAAAGAUACGCUUAUGUUCAACAAAAUAUAUGCUAAGAAAAUGUCGAAUGGUGGCAAAGAUGAACGAAAACGUAAGGGAGGGGGGAAAUCGGCGGCGCUGUCUGCCUUGUUUCACCCUCUGAAUGGUGCCACCCUUCAACCCUCAAUGGGGCUGGAGGGUGGUAAUGGGAGUGGGGCGGCGUCGAAUGGAGCUCAAGGCGAUCCGAUCAACUUGCAUUUUUACAAAGAGUUAAAUACUAGAUUGCAAUCAGUGCUGGAAGAUACGAUAUUGAAGAAUAUGAAGCUGCAGGAGAACUUGGACAAAAUGAGUUGCGAUGUUCAAGCCUUGAGAGGAGACUCAACAACCACACUAGUUGACCACUCAAUACAACUACCACCACACAUUGAAAACAACAGCACAGUAGUUUUCCAGCAUCACGCUCAUUUAUCAUCCGUCUCAACAUCUCCGCAGCGGUUGUUUCCAUCAACAAAUGCUACUUCAGCUGCCGCCAACCAAAUUACGUCAUCCAAUUUAGAUGACGUAGCACUUUUGCAUUCGCGUGGAGAAGGGAGUUCAUGUGACGUUAUUUCACACGGAAAUUUUAUCACGUCUAAACGAAUAACAACAUCAGAUGACCUAUUGCGCAAUUGAUUGUGUAAUACCUUACAUCGUCAUUUAUUUUGUAAAAGGAGCUAUAUUGUAAUAUAUAAAUAGAGGUUCGCGCCACUGAGCAAUGUGUGUAUAUAUUUUGCGUCAGAAUGAAGGGAUGAAAAAAUCUGGUAUAGUUAAUGAAAGCGUAUAAUUCAGUUGAGUUGGUAAUAUGUAUCAGCACGAGAAUCGAGAGGCGCUUUAAAAAAGAAAGAUAAAAGAAGAAUAAAAGCUGCAAUGUUGGAUUUACCUUACUUUUCUGUUAAAUUUCACUUAUGUUUUUUUUGGUGCUGGCUUAGCUAUUCAUUUGAAUUGAAAUUUGUAUAUUUGGGAAAUAUUUAUUAAAUAGAUUACAAAAAUUAUAAAUUGGAAAUUCUAUUUCAAUUAGUGUGCAAUUACUUCGUAAUUCUGUCUUCGUUGAAUUAAAACAAAAGUAACAUUUAUUUUUUGGUCAACUUUUGAUUAGUUACUAAAAGUUUCAUUCCUUGUGUUGUUUUUUUUCAUCGCUUAUUCAAAAUCUUCCUUAUUUUGUUGGAAGUUUCAAGUUGUGGUUUUAAACAGGUUGUUUAAACCAAUGAAUGUUAAUGAAGGAAUCUUAUUACACAAAAAUUUUUCCAACAUAACUCGCAUGAAUCAAAUCUCAACGAAUGUGGGCUCAAUCUCAGUAUCUGUGUACUGCAGUACUUGAGCAGGGGAGCAACAGCGGUUCCCUGCGAAAAGCUGAACAGCUCAUUUGUUGGUCCUUUCCCUUGUUGAUAAAUUGUCUAAAUCUUUUUAUUUUUCAUGCCUAUUCACUUACCUUUUUUCCCCUGCAUUUUAAAGCUCUUUUGCCAUUUUUGCCUGUUUGCGAACUACAGCUUUUCAUUGAACGGAAUAUUCACAAAUUUAGUUUUUUGUUAUUUUAGUUAAGUUGAACCUGAUUCGGGACACGAAUUUUUGUUAGAUGUAAAUUUAUUCAAUCAUUUUUUGACAAAGUGAUUUCCGCCUCGUUUUAUAUUAGCCAGCUUGCUCUGUUUCGCCUCUGUUUCAACUAUCGUGUAUUAUUACCCUUGCUAUAAGCUUAGUUUUUGCAACCGGGUGCUAGAUUUGUUUUUUCCCUCAAACAACUUUGUUCACAGCAUGACUGUUAUUGGCGAUGACCAUCUGUACUUUGUCAACGAACAGACAAUGUUGAGCAUGAUGCGACAAGCAAGGUUAUUACAAUCGGGUAGUAGACUUUUUUCCCCGUAUAAAACUUCGUCCACAGGAUGACUGAAAUUUGGUUAUCUCAAGAUAGACGUCCAAAAGAUGUAAUUCUAAAGCUCGCUUGAGCGACUAAAGUGAUAAUUGUGUUACAGCUGAAAAAUGUUUUACAAAUUCUUUUUACAGCUUUUCAUGAUCAUGGGGAUAAAUAUAGUUCAUGGCUUUCUCUUUUUUUAGGUGCCAAAA
This is a messenger RNA of Symsagittifera roscoffensis, 4402 nucleotides long. Its product is annotated as coiled-coil domain-containing protein 186-like. Gene Ontology annotation, biological process: vesicle cytoskeletal trafficking. Lineage: Eukaryota; Metazoa; Xenacoelomorpha; Acoela; Convolutidae. The coding region runs from base 11 to 2977 and encodes 988 amino acids. The record is from RefSeq and is a predicted model, not a curated record. Gene Ontology annotation, cellular component: trans-Golgi network. The transcript has 9 exons. Gene Ontology annotation, molecular function: small GTPase binding.